CUCGAUUCAUUUGAGAAGCCAUAUAAACAACUCGAGCUCGUGUCUCACCGGGAUAUCCAAACACUCGAAAACAAUGUAUGAAAACACUCGCGCUUCGCGCUCGUGUUCUCAUACAUUGUCAUUUUCUCGUGUUUGGAUAUCCCGGUGAAACACUCGCUCUCGUUGUUCAUAUAUUACAUCAAAACCAGUAAUAAAUAAAUGUAACUAUACGUUCUUGCUUCUUGACAUGCAAAAAAGAUCUAAAUAUAAUUACAUUCGAAGGUCUGCAGGUGAAGCUGUUUUACGCACACAAGUCACAAGGGAAUCCAUGCAAGGUGAUUAAAAAGUUGUACGCUGUUAAUGCUCUGGUAUCUGUGUCUAAUAUUACACGUCUCUGUCUAAUGUCAUGAUUGUCUAAAGUCAUAUGAUACUUUACUCUGCUUAACACCAGACAAUUUUACUCAUCAAGGGGAGUGUUUUUAGCAUUAAUGAGUUAAAGGCACACUGUCACCUGCUGAGUGAUGUGAUUUAGUCAGAGUCAAGUGACUUAACUUUUUUUGUUCAGAAAAAAACCAUUGAACAGCAGCGUAGGGCACAUUAGGGUGAAUGCAACUUAAUGGGUACAGUUCUCAUAUGAGAGUAAUAAAUAAAAAUAUAAUUUAACCCUGUCAUAUGAUAGUCACAUCAGGGGCGUCGGAGCAGCUCUAAAAGUGUGUGGGGGGGGGGGGCUUCGGCAUGCCCCCAGAAAAAUUUUAAAUCUACACACAUUUUAAAUCUUGUAAUAUCUACACACAUAACUGAAAUAAUAUCAAUUAAAGGUGAUGUAAAGUCCAUAAUGUAAACAAACGCUUUGUUUACAUUUUGAACUCAGUGCUACAGUUGUAAAAUAUGAUUAGACAUAUAUUAUACUGAAUUUUUAACACUCUUCCGGUUCGCUAUGCUUGUAAAUGAAUGCAGACUAGAGAUUCAAUUCAAGAAAGUUCGGAAGGUGCGAAAUAUUAACAACAUUCCAAAGGUUGCUCCCCUACUGAUGGAAUGUGUUGAUGUGCAGAAUAUAUGCGCAGAACGGACUUUACAGCAUCUUUAACUUUGUGGUUUAUUAUUGACCAUUGUUAAAAAAUGGGGGGCCCCAAAGACAUUUAGGUCCCCCAACUAAAAAAGUGGGGGACCGGACCCCCUCCACUUCCGAUGCCCCUGGGUCACAUUGUGGUUGUUGAAGAAAGUGGGUGCGACUCAAACUUAACUCUUCUGAAAUCAUAAGUCUCUGAUGGUAAAAUAACUCUUUGAUCGCAGCACCAAUGCAAUAGUAUAUCAGCCUAUUGUAUGAUGUAUAUCUAGAAAUAACAGGUGUCAAACAAGCAAUCAAAUUAUUUAAUCAAUUCUCCCAAACAAAAUACAUAAUUAACUAAAACUAUUUCUAACCAAAUAUACAUAUAUGCAAGAGGAACUAGAGCUUAAUUACCCUAUAAUAUGUAGUACCCCGCCCUAAUUUAAAGAAAAUUUAUAGUGUCACCAUAAAAAUUAAAAUAUACCUAUAUAUUUUACAACUACUUUAUGGUUUCAAAAAGUUGCAAUUUGUGUUAUGGGUCAAAAGUGACAGCGACAUUUUUUACAAUAAAACAAGUGACAAUUAAGCACUUCAGCAACAUUCCGAUAGUCACUUUGGCUAUAAAGCCUUGUUUUCAACUUUUCAUGUAGGUGAUAUUAGUUAAAUACGAAAAAUAUGAAAUUUCUGAAAAAAUGGGGUGCUCGCUUUUUUGUCCGCUUAGCCAUGGCUAUUGUCUCACGCAUGAAGUCGAGGCCAACGUGACCGCACCUUUAAUUUAUAGUUUGCAUCAUCAUUGCAUUACGUAAAUCGGUAUAAAUAGACGCCAUAUUUGUGACUUAAACUUUGAUAAAAUUAUCUUUUUGGAUUUUAAAAAAGCUAUUAGAGGUAUUAAAACUUACUUACAUUUUGGUAGUAUUCGUAUUCUGUUUCUUCCUCAAGUUAUUUGUGGUGUAUAAACCGUUUCUUCGCUGUAGUUUCGUUUCCGACAUUUUUAAAUUUUAAUAUGUAAACUCUUUAUCUUCGAAAGCUUGUAGUUGUUUGAAAUAAUCAAGGCUGUUUGCAAAGGAGACAAGAACAGAUAAGAAACAUGAGCGAUAAUGAUAAACCAUUUGCUUGUAAAGUCCCGGGAUGUGGUCAGGUAUGUACAGAACUCGAAAUUCUUUUAACAAAACAUAGACUAUGGCAGCAUGCUUUGUAAAGAUGAGGUCAUUUUGUAGCGUUAAACUGACGUCAGUCUAACACUAAACUCUUAUGUAAUGUCGAUUGAAUUUCUUGGCUGCUUUUCAUAGACAUUCACGAACAAUGAUCGUCUCAUGAUACAUCGCCAAACUCAUUCAUUGAGAGUGAAAAUCGGCAAGAAAGGCGAAGAGAGCAUACCCGGUAAGAUGACGCUGCUAAAUAUUACUAUCCAUUUUGUCUUCGAAUUGUUCGAUUUUAGAAAAUAUAUCAUAUCCAUAUAAAGUUUUUGCCCAGGCUUAGAUAUAUAGUAUAAAACGUCAGAUAUAUAAUAAUAUCAUGUUCUCUUUAAUACACUGUAUAUUAUAAUCUGAAUCAAAUACUGUAUAUGAAACAUAUAAAACAAGUUUACAUGAACAUAAUUUAUAAGGUGUGUAAAUUAAAGCGUAUUAAAAAUGUGUGUAAAAGGUAUGUGUAGGAAUCGAUUGACCAGCUCUGAAGCCCAUCCACACAUAUAUUUCAUUCCGUAAUCACAGCCGAACCCAACCCGUUAUUGGCUACUCAAUAACUUUUCCAAAGAUUAAUGUCGGUUUUCCUCCCGGUUAUUUUGUAGUUGCAGAUUCAUUAGUUCAGCAGAUCCAUUCAGUAGAAGCAAUAUGGUCAUGAUAGAGUGACGUAGCAUGUAGUACAAUCUAGGGGCCAAAAAGUUCUGGCCAGAGCCAGAUUCAAUCUUUCAACCGGUUGUUGAAAGAAAUCUGGCCAGAGAAGCUCCAGUCAGCAACUGAAACUGAGUUUACAGUAUAUAACAGUGGCAGCAUUAGCUCUCGGCCCCUUCAUAAGUAAAAUCACCUGGCGUUAGACAGAGUAAAAUAAUAAAGUAGAGCACAUUGCCACAAUACAUAUAUUACUUUGUUUGUAUGUCAGUCAGGCUUACACUUUAAAUUAAAUUGUGAAGGAUAUACCUUAAAAAGUUAAAUUAUAGUCUGACCAAUGUAUGGUACAAUAUUUUGUAAUACUGAUACAUCAUGAUAUUUUGUGCACUCAUGAUGAUCAUAUUGAACAUAUAUUCAUAUGGAGCAUGAAUAUUGUGUAAUUGAGUUGAGUUUAAUUAGAGUUGAGUGUAGUCAAACAUAUGCGCCCUAGCUGUAGGCCGAGGCCAGCCAACUCAUACAAUUUUCUUGUGUGUCACACAAUUUUACCUAAACCUUAAGUUCUGAUAGGUUAGUUUUCAUUUCACAAUUUCUAAAGAAUAUGAUUGGAUCUCCAAGGUUUUAUCACCUCAUAUGAAAGAUAAGAUUCAUUGUCCAUUUUUGACAAGCUUGCCAGGCUAUUCAAGCUGUUUCUCUUUAUAUUGAAAAUAAGACUAGUACUGAUCUUGAUCAAUGGUGUAACUUUACUUUUUUAACCACUUGUCCUCAGGGCAAGCUGAACAUGAAAGUUAGUUGCCCUGAAUAAAAUUCACUUGCCAUCAGACAAUGGCCACUGGGGUAUACUUAGGUAGGGGGUAUAAAUUAAGUGGACAACAUGUCAACCCCUUAUCCCACUGCUCUGUAUGGCUAUGUUAUACUGCCUCAGAUCUUAGCUCUGGCCAACAAAAAAAAUUGAAUCAAGUACAUGCACUAUAAAAAAUUUAUCCGACAAUGGUGCCCAGUUUUUUGUGGCAUUAGGCAACUUGCCCAAUUGGGCAAGCAAGAUAAAACAUUUACUUGCCCAUCAUGAUAUUCACAUGCCCAGGGCACACCUCUAUUGAUAUUGAAAGUAAUACUGAUAUUGGCUACACGAACGAACUUCAGGCAGCCAUUUUUUGUGCAUGAUACUAACUAAAACCAAGUAUCAUUGACACAUUUGUUUAAGGGUCAAGAAAUGCCUAAUUCUUGCAUUUUAAUAACAGUAACAUUUAUUGUCCAGACAAAAGGCAUGUAAUACUAUACACAUUUUGAGAUGCAUGUUAAGCUCACAUGAUUGUUCAAGCACGUCUCCUGGCAAGGCCUCCAAUGCAUUCAAAUAUUUGAUUGAUGAUCACUAAGGGUUCUGUUGCACACUUAGUACAAUGUGAUCCAAACAUUUAAAUUUGAACAGAUCAGAACAGUUCAGUUGAACAUUAAAAUGGAAUUUAAAACCUACAUUGUGACUGUGCAAUAACUAUGACUGUACACUUGGAAACCUGCUGCAACCAAAAGAAGCUUUACAAUCCUUAUGUCAGAUGUUUUCAUUGUCCUUAUGUAAAGUUGUAUGCAAUAUUCUCUAGAUCAAACUCCAACCCCAACAAGAUUUUUAAGAAACUGUGAUGAAGAAGGAUUGUUCGAAGAACUGGGUGAAAAUGAUGACAAUCCUUUUGAUAAAGUAUGUACUAACAAGUUGUAACCUCAUACCCAGGCUUUUUCCUCUACACUUUUAGCAUUGCAGGACUACUUAAAUAUAUAAGUAAACAUAAUUUAGAGUAUAGAAGUUUACACUGAUUGUCAAUGUUGAGAAGUGUAUUUUUUUUUAGGAUUUUAAAUUGGCAACAAAUCAGCCGUCACAUGAAAAGAAGGUACCUGUAUUUUGAUUAUUAAAAGUCAAACCUGACCAUUUACAGUAAUUAAAUCAUCUAUUAAGCCUCCUCUAUUUACCUUUUCAGGGGAAUUUAUUAACCCUACCUCUCUCUAUUAACAGGGCCCUGAAAUGGCAGUAUCCCUAUAUCCACAGGAUACUAAGGGACCGUUCAUUAUUUAUGCCUCAGGGGGGCACCGAAGAGAAAUGGGGUGGGUAACCAAUAAUUUGGUAUGUAGAAAGGGUGGGUAAAGGAAAAAUUAGCCUUUACUGAAUAGGAACCCUGUGGCAUGUGUCCUUUAUUUGAAUUUUUCAAACUAAUUUCUUUACUUGAGUAAAAAUAGUUUUGGAAUUCAAUGUUCAUGUGUAUUUAUCAAACAUUAGUAGUUUACAUAUGAAAAACAAGCUGUUUAUAACCAUACAAAUCUUGAGUUGCAUAAGGGUUGGGUAAAAGAAAAUAAUACUUCGAAAAUGGUUGGGUAAUUAAAAAAAGUAGCCAGUUUUUAUUUCUCUUCGGUGCCCCCCUGAGGCAUAAAUAAUGCGGUAUAUCAUGAACGGUCCCUAAGAUUUGGUUUUGGAUACCAAACUGUGAAUGACUUGUACCCCAACAGGAUAUUACAAAAUUUCACACAAUAGGUUAAAUUAAUGCUAAAUGACUUGUCUCUAGUGUUCUCCCAAUAGCUUUGAAUACUAUGAGACUAUGAGUCUGCCUUCUUGAAAAUAACCUGCCUUUGAUUUGGCAUAAAAAAAAAUACCUGUGGUUCCGGUUCCCGACCGACCCUAUUUUUUUUGCCGACCCUAUUAUUUUUUCAACGCAAUUGACCGUGCGACCCUAUUUUCUCCAGGUGGUUGCGGGCUGCUCAUGCAGCGUGCCAAUUUAAUGGCGUCUGUUGUCACACUAAUUAUUGAACCAAAUUGCCUAAAUUCGUCCAUCCUAUUGAUGUCGGGACUCUACUGCAAAUCACCCAGCAAAACACGGCAAAACCAUGAAAAAAAAUAUAUAUAUUUCCGACCUACCGACCCUAAUUUUUUCACGAUAUGAAACCGGAACCACAGGUAUUUUUUUUACGCCUUUCCAACUCACAGUGUUACUAGUUGUUGAGUUGUUACUAACCAGUGUUAUUAGUUGACUAUUGAGUCUCCUGUUAUUAUAAUUGUAAUUUAUAACAAUGCUAGACAUGUAGUGUAUACUUAUUUGGGUGGCUCAUGGAUGCCAAAAUAUAUGGUAACCAGUAGUGAGUAUCCAGAAGUGGGGAAGUGGGAUGAUCCUAAAUUCUCACUUUAGAUGGAUUGAUGCUAGAACUUUGAAUCCUGGUAUCCCAGUGGGGUACUGAAACAAAACUUAAAUUGCAGACCCUAAUUUAAAUUAACCCCCCUCCCCUCUAUUAACCUCUCCCGUGCAAGUAAGGAAGAUUAUUAAUUGACAUUAGUUUACUGCAUUUUGUACUACAUGUAACUGUGGUUUGGCUAAAUCAAACCUGUACAUGUAUAUUUGUAAAUUAUUAUUUAAAAAUUUUCAUAUUCUAAAGGCUGUGGAAAGUACAGUUGUCAACACACCUGUUCCAGUCACAGAAUUUCCUGUGCCAAAGAAAUUGUCAGUUGUCGAUGUUGAGACACACCAUGGCGAUGCUGGUGUUACUGCUCCUCCUGCUAUUCGAACAGUUGAAAUUGAUGGACGUGCUGGUGCAAUUCCCAAUGCCACUGACUUCUUACGUCAAACUGCACAGGCAUCUGAGCAAGUACAAGGUGCAUGAAAUAAUAUGCUUUUCUAAUAUACAUAGUACUAGACAGUGUAUUAUCUUUUAUGAGAAACUAAUUUACACAUUUUAGUAAUUUAAUUUAUUAGUAUCAUGUUGUAUCACCUCCAAGAUGAAUAUAAAAAUAUUUCAGUACUUAGCUGAAUAAAAUUUUAGUUACAUCCUCUUGGGUUGAGGUCAGGCACAAGAAGUUAUAUUGUACAGAUACCUCUAAUAGAGUCUGUAAUACAUAUCUAAGUAUGUUUAUAUACAGUUUAAUUAUAUACAGAAGAUCACCGUUCAAGACAAUGAAACUACACACUAACACCACUGAGCGAAAUGUUGGGUUGCAAAUAUGAGUUGCCAUUGUAUUCUCGCUCUUAAAACUAACAGCUUACAAAUCGUAAAGUCCUUAAAACAUUUUGUCUUAAAUUAAUAUAAAUUUGGUUAAAUAAUAUAGCCUGGCAAGGAUUUCAAGCCUUGUUAUACAAUCCUGAACACUAGGUGCCAGUGUAAGUAGCAAAUUUAUGAUUCAAACUGCGAGUAUAGUCUGUAAGAAGUGUAUAGUGAGUAUAGUCUGUAAGAAGUGGAUAGUGAGUAUAGUCUGUAAGAAGUGUAUAGUGAGUAUAGUCUGUAAGAAGUGUAUAGUGAGUAUAGUCUGUAAGAAGUGUAUAGUGAGUAUAGUCUGUAAGAAGUGUAUAGUGUGUAUAGUCUGUAAGAAGUGCAUGUAUAGUGAGUAUAGUCUGUAAGAAGUGUAUAGUGAGUAUAGUCUGUAAGAAGUAGAGGUGUGCAAAUCGGAUUCGUUCGGAUUUCGGAACAAAAAUAUUCAUUUCGGAUUGGAUCGGAUUGAUAAAGUUGUUUCGUAGUCGGAUCGGAUCGGACUUCGAUAUUCGAAAUAAAAUUAUCAACGACAGAAACAAAACAUUAGUAGAAGACUAUGUAUUUCUUGCUUUUAUAUUUAUUUGGUUAAAUAAUUCCACUUGAAUGAGAAAUUUAUUUUAUUAAAGGAUUCUUCACAUCGGAUUGGAAUUCUUUAUCAAAUUUCGGAUCGGAUUCGGAUUAUACAAUACCGGAUUGGAUUUUAAACAUUUGCCAAUUGUCGGAUUAUAAACGUCCGAUCCGAUGCACACCUCUAGUAAGAAGAUUCAACUACUUGUUCUUUUAGUAAUUUUGAAAACUAGCAGUUUGUAGUACAACCUCGAAAGCCAGGGUCUUUAGCCCUCGCGGAGGUAUAAAGACCCUGGCUUGCGAGGUUGUCUGUAGUAUAGAUUGGGCCAGUAAUUUCAAAUAUAUUUUAUUUGUAGAUACAAAGAUCACAGUAAAAUCUCCCACUGUCUCAGUUUUGGUUGCAAGAAAUGUGAAUAGUCGUAAGGCUAUCCCAGCAUUUAUUGCUCAUCCUGGUAAUGCCGUACCAAAGGCCACUCCUGCGCCACUAACAGUAGUGAGCAAUGCAGGCAAUGUACAGUCAAUCCAGACACGAGCUAUUGUCGUCACACCAACUGGAACUGGGAAAUCUGCAUCCUUUGUCAAAAGUGCAAAACAGGUAUUAAAUACAAUAUGUGAAGGCCAAUAAAAGGUACAGUUACACGUUUCAAGACUGUAAGGAAGUCAUGUGAUCGUUGCCAAAAGUAGAACUCACUUCAAGGAAAUACCCUACUACGCUCGAGCCAAACUAACAUACUUAACUCUGCGGUAGGGGGUACCCCGCCAUCCGUAUCUGCCACCGGUGCUUCCCAAUAGGCAAUAGACCUUUCUCCCUUUGAGUGAAAUUUUGAUCUAGACAAAUCUGGACAAAAAUUUCAUUACAGCUUGAAAGAGCAUCACAAAAUUAGUAAUAUUCCGAAGUUUCGUUGCGAAAUGUUGUAAAAUGCGGAUAAUAUAGCCUUGCGAAGUUUGCCAUUUUUCAGUCAUUUGGUAUUACAAACGGGAAAUUGAUAAUCAGAUGAUCAAACUGAUGCAAAAUCUUAGAUUGUAAUGCAAAAUGACUGAAAAACGGCAAACUUCGCAAGGCUAUAUUAUCCGCAUUUUACAACAUUUCGCAGCGAAACUUCGGAAUAUUACUAAUUUUGUGAUGCUCUUUCAAGCUGUGAUGAAAUUGUUGUCCAGGCAUAUCUAGAUCAAAAUUUCACUCAUAAGGGGAAAGGUCUAUUCCAGCUUUUAAUUUAUGCGUGCAGGGGGGGGGGGGUGAGAAGUAAGGUAUCAUAUUGCUGAUUAUGCUGAAAAAAUAAAAAUGGCGGGCGUGUGAACACGAAGUGAUAGCUUAUACUUGUAAAUGUUGAAAUAUUUCGGUUGUUUCGGCACUUUUUAUUGAAAUUUUUCAGCAUAAUCAGCAACAUGAUACCUUACUUCCCGUCAUUCCCCUGCGCGCAUAAAUUAAAAGCUGGAAUUUGCUAUUCAGGGACUGGCUGUUCAUUUGAAGCCAGGCUGGCCCAGUGAACUGGGAUGAUUCGUUUAAUAAAGCUCUUAUCACGGCUUUAAAAACAUCCAAAAUGACAUUUCAAAGCUUACUUUCAAACGAUCUUUUAUGGUUAGGAAAAAAUUUCGCGCCACGAUUCAUCCCGACUUGUUCGUAUGAACAGCUCUUAUUAUACCAAUUAAGGUCUAGUAAACCCACUUUUCGUUCUGUUGGUUAUUGUGUCAACAGUGACAAAUUCCAUACACCUUCCAUUCCAUAGAUAUUAAAAGAAAGCAUCCGUAUUCACCAGUCGCAGGGCAAAGAUGUGAAAACCGACCUUGGAAAUAUCAUAAAUCAGGCUAUGGAUGAAGCCGUUUCUGCUGUAAAACGACCUCCACCCAGUCCAAAUUCUGAAAACGGUGAUGCGUUUAAGGAGAAAGAUGCAAAACCUAUGUAAGUAAUAUCCUGAUUUCUAUUAUAUAACAAUAUACAUAACUGGCUUUAGAGAAAUACAUAUCAUUGCAUCAAAUACGACCUUAAGGCUUAAGUACUAUUUAAAACUGUAUUCUUGUUUUAGAAAACGAAGUCGUCGAUCGCAAGAAGAUCUUACAUCAGAUGAAAAACGUGAAAAGUUCUUGGAAAGAAAUAGGUUAGUGUUGUUAAUGUUGUCACUAAAUAUAUUUUGCAUUCCGUGUCCAAAAUAUUGGAGUGCGAAUUGAGGUUGCCAAUAUUUUUCUAACCCAUGACCACAGUAUGUUUUAGAUAAUUAGUGUAAAAUACUUGGAAUUAGUCUUCCGGUCAAGGACGACUAUUGAGCUACGAAGUUAUUAUACCAAGUUAUUGCUGGUUGUCCUCUCGUCCGCUUACCUUUAUGCCAACUAAAACCUGCCUCUCCAUAGGCCCUGUUGCACCAUGGGAAGUGACCUUCCCAUGAGGCAUGAGGGCCUGUGGAAGUGGCUGAAUUAAAACAGCUAUGAGUUUACCUAUAGUUGUACUAUUAACUGUUCCAAUCUCAGAAUCCGAAUCUCUGCGUGCAGAGAAUCCGAAUUUCUGCGUGCGUUUACAUCUCUUGAUGUCGUGCUUGUUCAAAGACCAAUAAUUAUUUUACUAUACGGUUGGUGAGAUAACCUACCUGUACAAGUAUUCAUUUAUCUCAACAACGAAGCGAGAAAAACUAAAAUAAACGUAGGAUUACUUUCCAUAGAUUUAUUUUGCGGAAAGACGUCGGAAGGAUUAUCUUCACUUUACGCUAAUUAAAUUAAAUCAGUGGUGGAUCCAGCAAAGUUGGUUUUUUUUUGGGGGGGGGUGCUAACCAAUGGAGAAACAAGCGCCGAAGGCGCGAGAUUUCUAGGGUGGUCCGGGGCAUACUCCCCCGGAAAAUUUUUAAAAUUUGGGUCUCUGAAAUGGCAUUUCCAGCAUUCUGAGAAAACAUUUUGGAAAAUUUCUAGAUUCUCAAAACAUUUAAAAAUUCAGAAUAUUUAAUAUUGGCUAUUCCGCUAUUGUCAACUAGUGAUACGCAACUGAAUUCCUUAACAUAAGUUGUUUAGAAUUAGGAUAAACAUCAUUUUUGCAACCCCCCCCCCCCAUGCACCCCUGUUGACCAGAGCCUGGGGGUGCGCACCCCCUAAAUCCACCACUGAAUUAAAUCAUGACUUUUUAGAGCGGCAGCGACUCGCUGUAGAGAAAAACGGAAAAUGUGGAUUCACGCUUUAGAAAAGAAAGCAGAAGAAAUGUCGGAUGUGAACGGCCAAUUACAGGUCAGUGAUGACUUUUGCCCCACUGCAAGCAAUGUGUAAGGCUUUGCCCAGGAAUGAAUUAAGCUCCGAUAAAUAGAGGAUAUUACACGGCGGCGCGAAGGAUACAACUUUUAUCUUCGAGUGGUGAAAACAAUAUUUUACGAAAGACCGCAGCGAGUGAGUAAAAUAUUGUUUUUAACACGAGAAGGUAAAGGUCAUGUCUUCAAGCCACCGUGCAUGUAAUGUUCUGUUUAUUAUAUAGUCCCAAGCAAAAAAUUGUGAAAUUUCACGCUCAAAAGCAAAUUGGAUAAAGUCACGUGAUCGAUAUCUUCACUAGUGAAGAUAUGGAAAAUAUCUCACUGUCUAUUUUUCAGUAUCUCACUCUCUAUUAUAGUGAUAUAAUAAUUCGAUUUAUGAACUUACAUAUCGAUAAUUCGACCUAAGAAAAUGCGUAUUUCAUAUUUUAAAUUUUCUUGUAGAAUGAGAUUUCUUACCUUAAACACGAAGUAGCCCAACUGAAAGGUUUGCUCCUGGCUCACCGAGAUUGUCCGCUAUCAAUCAACCAACAAAAAACCAAUCCAGGAUUAUUUGAACAACUGGCGGCUGGCAAUCCUGUUGUCAUAGAUGUCACGGGUAGUGAGCAACAAACCGCUGAAGCCCUCGCUCAAAUGGCAGAACGAGCAACAAUGGAGUGUAAUAUAUAACGAACAUUCAACGUGCUGUACUGUAGAUAGCUGCAAAUAUUUCAUCAUAGAAACCGUAUAUACUGUACAUAUGCAUGUAUCUGCAAAAUCGUCUGGAAUUUUAAAUCCUUGUCUAUAAUUCAGACCAUCGCGCAUUAUUGUAUAUAUCUUGCACUAACAAACCACUACUUUAUAUACCGAUUUAUACAGACACUAUACCUGACCGCUUUAAUUAAGCCUGGUUCUCACUACCAAUUUUGUUCCCGAUUUUGUGUUUCUGACGAAUGCAAAUGAGUGAACUCGUACACAAAAGUAUAGAGUCCGCUGUUCAGAAGUAAACAAUUCUAAGUCUUUUGCAUGUCAUUAACUUGAUCACAUUUGCCAGGAGAAAAAUCGCCGACAGAAUUAGCCUUUCUCACGAAGGUCUAAAUCCACCAUUUUUGGGUACUAUUUUAUAAACAACGUGAAAAAUCUAAGCAUGUGAAAAUAAUUUUUCAAAUAUUUAACUGUAAAUCGAUUUAUAAUGAUUAUAUUUACAAGUUAUAACUAUAGUUAUAGAAAGUUUCAUUUUCACUGCUUACUAUCCCUGCUCUAAAAAGGUUGCCUCCCAAAAAUGGCGGCGUGAGAAAGGCUAUACUGUAAUUGCAAAACAUAAGCAUGCAAUUACGUCUUUCAGAAACUAAGGACUGGCGAGGACUGGCUUACUCAAAGAAUAAACAAACGAAGAAAGACGUUCUGGACCAACAAACAUUCAACGAUGAUAAUUUAUGAUGCAUGCAUGAGGUUAUUUUUAUAGCACAACGCUUUGCAGCACUGUACCUAUUUUAAUAUUAAAAUUAAAGUUUGGACACAGCUUACCUACAACUAUUACAAUGGUUAACCACUGGAUAAAUGUACGGUAUAUAUGGCAUCAUAUAUGUUUUGUAAAUACUACAAAUUAUAAAGUAAAUUAAAUAUUAUAUACUGCAAUAAAAUAAUGCGAAAUUGCUGCACUUGCUGUAGUUGUAGUGAACAUGCAUAUAUACAAACCUUUCUAGGACUAAUCGUGGACUGAUGGUGCAUUUCUUUCAAAACUUAGCAUAUCUUACGACAUAGAAGAAUGUAGCAGCUCUGAUAAUGUGCAAAGUCUCAAUUCCCAACUAUAUAGGUACCAUAUACAUGACAAUUAACAACAGCUUGCAUUCUACUUUUCAGUAUCUACAUGUAAUUCGUUCACUUACAGUCGAACAUGUAUAUAUUAUACAUGCAUAUUUCUCAUCUAUGAACAAUUUUCUGUAUUCUUGUACAGCAUGCUUUCGGUUUUGUCCAAAUAAAACAUUCAAUUGAUUGGUUUCAGUAUUUUAAUCCUGAUAAAACCAAGGUAUUUUUGAUAAAUGUACCAUGCCAUCUAUACAGGGUGUCUCAAAAAAACCGCUAUACAGGGUGUAUCAAUAAAAACGCAACCUCGGAAUUUCCUAAGAAAUCACUUUGCAAUUCUUAAGCAUAAAAGAUUUUAGGCCCCUGGGAAUUGAAAUCGAAUUGCUAAUAGAUCAUAUUACUGUUGUUGUGCAUUAAAUAAAUGCAUAAAUUUUGCUUUAUGCACUCGCGUGUGCAGUACUUUUGACAGUUAUGCUAUUUUAAAUUCCCAGGCGCCUAAAAUCUUUUGUCUUUAAAACAAUGUCGAUUUCUUGGGAAAUUCCGAGGUUGCGCUUUUUUUGAUACACCCUGUAUAUGGAAAUUCAACAGGCUGUCGUGCAUCAUAAACUAGCUAAACAAUUCAAUGUUUACAUAUGACGAAAGAACAGUUAUUUUUUAGUUUUUUAAUGAUACUCUUUCAGUGGCGUAGCCAGAACGAUAAUUGGGGGGGGGCAUAUUCAUAUAUUCGUGUUCUGCUUUAUUAAUUUCUUUUGAAAUCAAUUGUUGUUAUGGUAUGUGAACAGGAAUAUAUGAAUAUGCCCCCCCCCCCAAUUAUCGUUCCACUAGUCUUUUUAAAUCGUAACGAUGAGAAAUGGCCACAUACUCGUCCAAUAAAAAUUACCGGUUGAAAUCACAUUCUUCCACCGUUGGGAAUUGCAUGGAAAACGAAACAGACAAUUCCCAAGAGGGAAUUAUUAAAAUUGAAUGUUAAAUUGUCUAAAAUGAGCUCAACUCGUCAAUCUUCGAAUAGUGAGACGAUAAGAACGUUUAAUGAAACAUGGUUCAAUUAACCACUGAACAUUCGUAAUCAAAAGUUUAGGAAACAAAUAGCUUGCAGCAGACUCGCAUAGCUUUUGCAUUGAUUAACU
Messenger RNA from Paramuricea clavata, 13549 nucleotides. Lineage: Eukaryota; Metazoa; Cnidaria; Anthozoa; Malacalcyonacea; Plexauridae. The record is from the annotation of a GenBank genome assembly.